CAGUUUACAUCAUUGUUCCAGAACCGUCGUCUCCCCGCUGGCUGGUACUAGCAGCACCAGAGUAUAUAAGCAAGCAAGUGGCAGACAUAAAACAGCUUCCGAGUCGAGUGCAGAACUCUGCGAGUGAGAUUCUAGAGAGAGCAAUGGACGUGACUAUCCAACAGCCCUGGAACCGCCGCUUCGGCCCGUUCUCUUUCCCCAGCCAAAUCUGCGACCAACACUUCGGACAGCCCAUCCCUGAGAGCAACAUGCUGCCUCCGUACGCCUCCCUGUACUACCCCCGGCUCUCCUUCCCCCGUUGGCCCAGCUGGGUGGAGACUGGACUCUCUGAGAUGCGGAUGGAGAAGGACCGUUUCACAGUCAGCCUGGAUGUGAAGCACUUUUCCCCAGAAGAGCUGUCUGUCAGGGUUAACGGAGACUUCAUCGAGAUCCACGCCAAACAUGAAGAAAAACAGGACGACCACGGUUUUGUGUCCCGCGAGUUCCAGAGGAAGUACAAGGUGCCAGCGGGAGUGGAGCAAGCCAACAUCACCUCCUCCCUGUCCGGCGAGGGCGUCCUCACCGUCAUCGCCCCACGCAAGCCCUCCGACGUGCCUGAACGCAGCAUCCCCAUCACCUGUGACGACAAGCCCGCCGACGGGCCAAAGUAGAGCCUCCAGCGCAGCACCUGGAAGCAUGGAAGUGGAGUUCUCCCCUGUUCUGUUCUGUGGAGAUGGGCUACUUAGUCGAGAUAAGCUACCAAUAUGCUGUUAACAUAGCCCCAAAACCAAAGGCACACACAUCUUAGGGAUACUACUGAGAUGUGUUGUAAUGGCUUGGUAGUUUGACUCGACGGGUAGUUCAUGUCAACAUGGCACCCCAUCCCCCCCACCCCACCUCUCAGCUUUGCCACCGCUGUGCAACCUGUCACCUGUUCCCAUCUUCCUGCCCUAACAUGCUCCCCCACCCAGUUUUCUCAUAUACACACUUCCAGGUGCCUUAGACAUUAGGUCUUUGCAUCAUAUCCACCCUUGAUAUGAUGUGAAUGUGUCUUCUAAAAUAACCUACCUGUUAGAAAUGGUCAAUGUGGAAAAGGCAUCAGGAGGAAAAAGGUAGAGAGACAUUUUUUGUCGUGAUAAAAGGUCAUAAGAGCUGAAAGAUCGGAGUGAAGUCUAAGAUCUGGAGACAGUGCCAUCCAUAGCUGUCAUUGUAAAAUGGCACCAAAACCGUAUACAAUUUAAAUGUUGGGACAACUUUUCAGCAUUGAAGACAGAUUCCAUUGAAAGGGUGUUAAAGAAGUGCAGAGAUGAGAAACUGACUAUUAAUUAGCAUCGGACCCUUUGUCUGUCACCACACAGACACACAGCUGUGGGAUUAUGUUUGUCUGUAUGUGUGUUUGUUUAUAGACAUUAAUGGAUAUUUUUGCAUUAAUGCCUAUCAGUCUUUCUCUGGGUGAACACCCUCUGCAACACUGAGAUAUUUAUUUAUAUAUGUCAGACUUUCUACAUUUUACUCGCUCUAUUUUGAUUCCUCAAUUCCACCGUAAUGUACCUUUAUUUAAUAUUUCUAUUUUUACACAAAUUUAGGAUUGUGGAAAAAAACAAACAAACAUGGAAUUGAAAUUUCAACCUACUGUAGAUUCUGAACCAUUUCAAAAUGUGAUAUAUCGAUUUUGCUUUUGCUUAACAUUCCUAUCUAUUUGAUAUUAACCAUUGCCUGGUAUCCUGUGUAAUCAUCACAUGCAUAAUAAAAUCUCUCAAGUAAAAGAAAACAAA
Engraulis encrasicolus (European anchovy) is the source of this 1754-nucleotide messenger RNA. It is a transcript of the gene cryabb, whose product is annotated as crystallin, alpha B, b. Gene Ontology annotation, molecular function: structural constituent of eye lens. The transcript is spliced from 3 exons. Gene Ontology annotation, cellular component: cytoplasm; nucleus. The record is from RefSeq and is a predicted model, not a curated record. The coding region runs from base 144 to 650 and encodes 168 amino acids. Lineage: Eukaryota; Metazoa; Chordata; Actinopteri; Clupeiformes; Engraulidae. Gene Ontology annotation, biological process: protein refolding; negative regulation of apoptotic process; response to heat.